Molecule: messenger RNA, 4903 nt
Organism: Prorocentrum cordatum
Lineage: Eukaryota; Dinophyceae; Prorocentrales; Prorocentraceae
Source: the annotation of a GenBank genome assembly
CAUCAUGGAGGACGACGGUCUCGCGACGGCCCUCGGGUUCGUCAUGGACGAGUGCGAGAUGGAGAGGCGAGCCAUGGCGCACGAGGAGGUCCUGGUGGCGCAGAUGAUGCUGACAUUGUCGGCCCGCACCGAGGCGAUGACCGCCCGCGCGGCCGACAUUGCUCGGUCAGAGCAGGCUGAGAUGAGGCACGAGCUCAUCGGCGCGCUCAUGCACGCCGAGGCCCGGCAGGACUCCAUCCGCUCCGAGUACGCGGCGCGCUUCUCGGAUGCGGUGCAGCACCUCGACGCCGCGGCAAGGCAGAGGAUCAACGAAGUCGUGGAGACGGAGGCCGAGGAGCUCAUCGCUGCCCGCCGCCGCAUGCAUGACGAGCUGGCCGCCCGCACUGCCCCGUUGAAUGUGGCCAACCUGGCCCAUCUUGGACAGCUCCGGGAGGUCAGUGAGCAGGCUGAGUCUUCUAUUCGGGCUGCGAGGCGGGCCGAAGCCGAGGUGAACGCCAACGCCGAGUCCGCCAUCAAUUCGCUCAAGGCGGAGGCGCUCCAGGCCAUCACCGAUGCCCAGGGCGCGGCGGCGGCAGCUCGGGACGCCGAGCAAGCUGCCCAUCGCGCGGAGUCCCGGCAGGCGCUCCGCCUCCGCCAAGCCGAGUCUCGACUGCAUUUGGAGGCCUCCGCGGUCUCUGAGCCCCGCGCGCAGUGCACUGAGGCAGCCGGGCUCCGUGCCCAGGUCGUGGUCCAGGCAUCCAAGCUGGCGGACCACGAGCGGGAUUUCGCUGCUCUUCGAGCUGGUGCCCAAAACGUCAUUGACGACUCCGGGCGCAAGCUCAGGAGGCUGGGCGAGGACCACGAGGCCGUCGAGCACGUGCUCCGCGACAGGCCUCUGAGCAUCGAUAUAGCCCACCACCUGGACUUGAAGCGCAUCGCCAAGUUCCUGCAGUUGGUGAAGGUGGUACUCCUCCCCGUGAGCUGCAAGCUGACGCGGGUGCUUGGCCUGCUGCUCAUCCCGAACGUCUUCCGGGAGACCAAGCCCGGGCUGCCAGCGCAAGUGCACGGCGCGACUGCAGCCGCCGCUCGGGCGCAGCAGGCGCGCAAGCGUUCUGAGUCGCUUUCUUCGCCCAGCGAAGAGGAUGACAUUCGGCGGAGGAAGGGCGCGGUGAAGGAGCUGAAGCUCGACCCGAGCCCGCAGGCAUCUGGGCUCCGGCAGUGGAUCCAGAGUCUGUACUCGAAGGUCGGCGCGGCCUCCAAGCGCUCUAAGCGCAGUACCCUCCGCUGGCUGCAGCUGGCUGAGGACCCGGCGGUCACCCAGGAGCGGCUCGAGCACCUCUCGUCCGCCCAGCGCAAGUGGGGCGACCUGGACACAGUCUUGGCCGACUCCAUCGUGCAGAUCGCCACCGUUUCCCUCGAGCGCCAGCUCUUGACCGACCAGGAGCAGCUGACGCAGUUUCGCAUCGAGUCCAGCCAGACAUCGAUCAUCGACGUCAACGCGUUCGUGAACUUGAAGUUCCACGGCGACUUGGAGGCAUACCUGGACCUGCUGGACUCCACUCUGAUGGGCUUGACGCGGCAGCCAGACGAGGAGCGCAUCAUGGGAAUCGUCGGGCCGCAGCUCAGACUAUGCCGCGACCUCGCGCCGACCUUCGUCACCUUCGACGGCGCCGAGGAGGGCUCCGAGGAGCGCGCCGCCUCUUGGUUGCACAACCGCGCCCGGCGCGAGGUGGCCAGGAAGAAACGAGCGGCGGCCUCUAAGCAGCUCCAGGGCGCGGUGCCGAAGAAGAUCGCUGCCCCAGGAGCUAGCAAAGCCGGCAUUGGCGAGAAGGCCAGGACCGAGGCUGCAGCGGUCACGUCGAAGGCUGCCGCAGAACCCAAGGCCAAGGCUAAGGCCAAGGCUGCCGAGAAGAAGAAGGCUGCGGAGAAGAAGAAGGCCUCUGCAGCAGCAGGCAGGCCCGACGUGGCCCAGGACAAGCCCAUCUGCGCCGCCUUCCAGAAGUCCGGCAAGUGCGACAAGGGCGACAAGUGCGAAUUCCGGCACGCGCCCAAGGCCACCGCCAAGGCAGCACCAGCCAGACUGGCUCGCCAUGCCGAUGAGGCCGCUGGCGCUACCAGAGUCGCCAUGCCGAGUGCCACCGACAACGACGCCGAGUGGGCCGUGGCCGACGCCGGCGUGGGUGACGACUUACUCGACGCCCAGACCGCGAUGCAGUGCGGCGACGUGCGCCGGAGGUCCGACCUCAACCCACUCGCCACCGCGAACGGGACCAUCGCGCCCGACACCACCGCGGUGAUCGGCUUGGAGCGGCUCGGCGAGGACACUGAGGCAGUCGUCCUGCCGGGCACCAUCAACGCGCUGUCCAUCGGUAGGCGCUGUGCCGAGUACGGGUACACCUUCACCUGGAACCCCUUCGAGGACAAAUCUGUGUGGCUCGCUCCUGAUGGGGCUCCCCUCGACGCGAGGGUUGACCACUGCGUGCCCAUGGUCCGUCCAGGGUUCGCACGCCCCGAAGGAGAGCGACGCCAAGUUGCCUGCAUGCCAGCUGCAGGGUCUUCGGAUCAGAGCCCACCUCGAGCAUCUGAUGCUGACCGGGCUCCCGAGGAGGAUGAUCAAGAUCCCGAGGUGGCGGUCCCCGAGGUGGUAGCGGCGGCCCCCCAGGCCGCAGGUCUGGACGACGACUUCUGCAUCGCCGGCGACCCGUCCAUCGUGGAGCACGCGCCCGAGUUCGAGAGCGUCGGACUUGGCGACGAUACCCGCGCCUUCACUCGCGACUUGGAGGGUGGUCUGACAGCUCACGACCAGCACGUCGACCCCGACGAGAUCCCUCUCAAGUGUGGCAAGUGCCUGCCUGGCGACGCCAUGGACGCCACCUUCCACAAUGACCCGCUGUCUCGGGCGCACCUUGCGGCUCACCUUCCGCGUUGUCCUCCGGGCGCAUGCCCCGGGUGCGCUUUCGGCAAGACUGCGAAGAGUCGCAGUGGGAGGAGACCAGCGUCGGCCAUCGUGUUGCACGCGACGCCCGAGGAGCAGUGGAACUUUGGCGCCCUCGUGCACAUGGACCACAUCGAGAUGGAGCACGGCAGCGACGCUCGCAAGGCUGCGCCCUACGCGCUCAACAUCACCGAUGAGGGCACGGGCUUCUUCUCCAGCUACCCGACGGCCCGCCGCGACGCCAGCGCGGCGUUAGACAGCGUCAGGCGCUUCGACAACACGCCCGAGAGGAUCACGCGCUGGUGGGGCGAUCGCGCUCCUGAGUUUCGCGCUGCCGCCAGGCAGAUUCGCGAGCAACGCAGUUUGGCGCACUAUCGGUCGACGCCGUACCGACCGCAGGCCAACGGCAAGGCGGAACGCAUGAACCGCCUCAGCGUCGAGGGUACGCGCGCGCUGCUCCACCAGUCCGGCUUCUCCGAGAACUGGUGGCCGCUCGCGAUUCGCGCCUGGGCCAUAGCUCACAACGCCACGCACGUCGGGAAGGGCGGCCGCACGCCCUGGCACCGCAGGUUCGGGGAACGAGCACCUUGCACAGCGUCCCCCUUCGGCGGCCUGGUGACCUACCGCCCGCCAGCCGGCUCCAAGGCCACCAGGGUGGAGCUGAAGCACCUGGGCUCGACCAAGUGGAAGAGCAGGCUUGUCCCCGCCGUCUGCGUAGGCGUCACCGCUGGCCCUGGCGAGACGUGGGCAAAAUCUUACCUCGUGGUCCCUCUGGCAGCGAUCAUGGACGACGGCCGCGCAUCGCGCGUCAGCGUGCGCACGGUGACCGACGUGGUCUUCCCCGACCAGCCCGCGUUCCCGCUCAAGCAGCGCUUGAUGGCCCACGGCGCCUUCGAGGAUCUCAACCUCCCGACGCCGAUAGCCUCCGACGACGUCGGAGCCCCUGGCGGGCUCAUCGCCACGGAGGAUGCUUGCGAGGACGACGCCGAGCGGCACGACCUCACUUUCGAUGGCGACUUGUCCGAGAAUGCCCUGCGCUAUUCGCGGAAGAAGCGCGUGAUGGACAUCAUGAUGGCCCUGGACCCAGACUCCCCAACCGUGUCGGUUUCGCCGGUGCCGGAGCUCGCCGUUGAGCCCUCAGCCGAGGCCUCUGCUCCGCGGCCUCGUGGAAGCGGACGCCGGCCGCUGCCUUCCAUGAACUCUCUGCUCAGCGCCAAGGCGACCCUGCAGUGGAACAACCAGAUUCUCGACGCCCCUUGCCUUUAUGCUUAUGGUUUUCGUGCUGACGCAAUCCGCGCGCUGGUUGCAGCCUCGCCUCUUGUGGGCGUGGACCCGCAGGAGCUCGUCGUGAGCCGCUUGAGUCGGCACGCCUGGGUUCCCGUGAAGCUCUGCUAUGUUUUUCGGCCUGGCUCCAAGUGCCUGGUCGAGUUGAAGGGUGGCGCUGCCCCGCCGACUCCAGCCAACGACACCAAGGGGGACUACUGGGAACGCGAGGAUGACUUGUGGCACCGGAUCCACGUGGCCCCCCGCGUUGCCAUGUUCACCCCGAUCGACGUCGAUGGCCCUCCCGAUGCAGACCAGCUCGGGGGAUGGCGGAUGACUAAGGUGGAUUACCACAACGGCCAGUGUGACCUCAUGGAAGACGAUUGGCUUCGAGAUCCAGGCCCUCAUCGCCCACUCCCUGCCCCAUGGACCGGCAGGACUACUUUCGGCCCCAAGGACCAGGAGGAAAUCGACGCGGAGGGGGGCAACUUCCUCGGAUCUCUGGCGCCUCCGCCUGCGGCCGUGAAUGCAGAUUUUGCUGGGCUUGCUCAGUCGGCGCCCGUCGACGCCAUAGACACCGAUGCGAUUCCUGACCGGGCCGCGCUCUUCCGACUGGCUGGAGGCGAGACGACUUCGGAGCGGACGGCGUCAUUCGCAGAUCUGCGUGGGCGCCGCCAUGGUCUUUUCGCCCGCCGACUUUCGAGCCCGAAGUAUGGAUCUCCCUGA